ACAACGUUGCGCAUCGCAUUAUAUCAAGUGAAGAGUGAAACGGAACGUGAACGUGAAAUGUGCAAUUCUUGGCUCCUCAUAAUUGUGAUUACUGUUGGAUGCUUAUGGAAUUCGCGACUCUCUGAAACAUCAAAAUCAUGUCCAGCCGAAUGCAUUUGCUUAUCCCAAACUCAAGUACUGUGUAACACUGGCGGACUUGGGCAAAUUCCAUUACGUCAAUUACCUUCAACUGUGGAGAAUCUGGCAUUAACGAAAAACAAUUUUCCGGUCAUAAAACCAGAUUCAUUCACCGGUCUACGUGCGCUGAAGAAACUUUCCUUGGAUGGUAAUAAUAUAACCAAAAUAAAACAAUUUGCUUUUCGUGGUUUGCCACGCCUUAAGGAACUCUCAAUACAGUAUACACCACUACAGACAGUGGCACAGUUUGCAUUCGCCGGUCUACAGAAUUUAUCCACAAUUUUACUUAGUCAUAAUCAGAUAGUUUGUGUAGAAGGUAACGCCUUUGCCGGCACCUCAAAUGUAAAACUAAUACUCUUAACAAACAAUCCACUGGUGCGAAUCGAAACCGCAGCAUUUUCAAGUCUAACUAAUGUAGGACAUUUAAUAUUACCGUCUGGUAUACGCACGAUAGAACCGGAUGCAUUCUAUGCAAUGGAUACAGUAGGACUAUUAAAAUUAGCUUAUAUGGACUUAAAAGAACUAAUGCCUUUCACGUUUCGUGGUCUUUCUAAUGUGCUGCUGCUAACGUUGCAGGAAUCUGAUCUAGGCAUUAUCUGUGCAGAUGCUUUUACUGGUCUCUCACAAGUAGAAACGCUACAAAUAUUGAAUAAUAAAAUUGAUUCCAUUGAAGAACUUAAUUUUACCUAUACGGCAGCAAUAAAGCAUCUAAAAUUUCAUGGUAAUCACAUACUCGAAACACCAGAUCCAAAUAGCAUAAUCAUUGAUGGCGUGACUCAUCUACAACUGAUUAAUAAUCACUUUCCUUGUGGUUGUCAUAUACAUACACUACUUGAUGGUCCUCUAUCGGAAGGUGCGCAUAAUUUAAGCGACUUUCUGCAGAAAAACUUUUGCAUUUCACCGUUGGAAGUGAAUGGACGUGCAAUGAUUGAACUUGAUAUAGACUCGAUCGGUCGUUGUCAAGAUCAAUUGACUAAAGGUAAUUUGGGUUCCUCAGCUUCGUCGAUGGCAUUCAGUUUUAGCAUGAUUUUACUGAUUGCCGCAGCUACACUAGACUUGAAGGCGCUGCGGACGCUAGUCACGAAUUUACAUUUACGCAUCUUCGGUUUGUUGUGGAAGUGUAGAUCACAGAGAUCGAAGCCAUAUGUGAAGAGAUGAAUCGCACCGUUCCAUUUAGUAAAAAUGUAGGUAAUUUGAAUUAUAUUAAAUAUUUAUUUAGUUUUUUAUAAUGUUAGCAAUUAAAGUGAAAAAAAGUAAACGAAAUAUCAUAUUAACAUUCUUCGAAGUCUUCGUACGC
This is a messenger RNA of Teleopsis dalmanni, 1474 nucleotides long. Its product is annotated as chondroadherin. The transcript is spliced from 2 exons. Gene Ontology annotation, molecular function: protein binding. The record is from RefSeq and is a predicted model, not a curated record. NCBI's taxonomy places the organism in Eukaryota, Metazoa, Arthropoda, Insecta, Diptera, Diopsidae. The coding region runs from base 58 to 1335 and encodes 425 amino acids.